ACAGCACAAAGCUGUGAGAUUAGGGAGGAGGGGGCGACAUUACCCUGUAGGGUGCAGCUGGACAGCAUCAACAAGACGCUACAAAUCUGUCACACGUGUUUUGUCGUUUCAGAUAAAAUUGACUGCACCGCUCCCAUUGUGUGUUUUUCGAUCAGUGUGCUCCUUGUUUCCGAGGAAAAGAGGCGAUUCUGCUCGCCGCCAUUUUUAGGGACCUGCCUACCGAAGAGAAACUUUGCUAGGUACUGUCUAACGUUAGCAGCUCCCUAGUUAGCCAGUAGCCUGCCUGCCAGGCAGCUCGUUGUGACAGUUAGCGGUAAGGCUUGACAGUCGUCAACCAGGUCAGCCUGGUUCACGCUCAUAUCACUUAUUACCCGUGGCCGGCCACCGCGGAUGACAACAUUAGCGGCAGGUUAUGGUAACUAAUUUACUAAUACUUGAAGUCAACGUGACCGCCAGUAUUGGGUAGGGCAAUUGUACAGUUGUUAGAAUAGCGAAUUAGCAUUGCUAAAUUGCUUGCUAGCGAAUUCACGCUCCUUGGUUUCUCUUGACUGCACUGGCUCGUCUGUGAUUUAGCGACAGCCGCUGUGCUGUGCCGUGUUUACGGUGACUGGAUUAAUCAACCCUUCAUAUCCAUCUUCUGAUCCUGUGUGGACUCGUUUGGACAAGAACAACAGUACAUUCACAGGCUGGAACAGCUCCCUCCUUUCUUCACUUUCAAGGACUUGCUGGUUGCUGAUGAGGAGAGGUGCCCAUGUGCUGGUUCCUAAGGCCCAUCCAUUACUGCAGAUGAAUCUUCAGCUGCUUUGGCGUAACUCAGCUCCCAGAUAGUCCCAUCCCCUUUGAGUGGGACUACAUUAACCAGGAUGCCCUCCUCUGUAAGGGCAGGAAGCCUGAAGGAUCCAGAGGUGGCGGAGCUGUUCUUCAAAGAAGACCCAGAGAAACUUUUCUCUGACCUCCGAGAGAUUGGACAUGGCAGCUUUGGCGCAGUCUACUUUGCACGAGAUGUGCGCACCAAUGAGGUGGUGGCCAUCAAGAAGAUGUCCUACAGUGGGAAACAGUCCAAUGAGAAAUGGCAGGAUAUUAUCAAGGAGGUGAAAUUUCUCCAGAGGAUCCGGCACCCAAACAGCAUCGAAUACAAGGGUUGUUACCUCCGAGAGCACACAGCAUGGCUGGUUAUGGAGUAUUGUCUGGGCUCAGCCUCUGAUCUACUAGAAGUUCAUAAAAAACCUCUACAAGAGCUAGAGAUUGCUGCCAUUACACAUGGUGCUUUGCAGGGGCUGGCCUACCUUCAUUCCCACAAUAUGAUCCACAGGGAUGUGAAGGCAGGUAACAUCCUGCUGACGGAGCCGGGGCAGGUCAAACUGGCAGAUUUCGGCUCUGCCUCCAUCGCCUCCCCUGCCAACUCUUUCGUUGGAACACCUUAUUGGAUGGCCCCAGAGGUGAUUUUGGCCAUGGAUGAGGGCCAAUAUGAUGGGAAGGUGGAUGUCUGGUCCUUGGGGAUCACAUGUAUAGAAUUAGCGGAGAGAAAACCUCCCUUAUUUAACAUGAAUGCAAUGAGUGCCUUAUACCACAUAGCGCAGAAUGAAAGCCCCACACUGCAAUCCAGUGAAUGGACGGACUACUUUAGAAACUUUAUUGAUUCUUGCCUUCAGAAAAUCCCGCAGGACAGACCCCACUCGGACGACAUGCUGGGUCAUGCUUUCCUGCAACGUGAACGUCCAGACUCUGUGCUGAUGGACCUUAUUCAGAGGACCAAGGAUGCAGUGCGAGAACUGGACAACCUGCAGUAUCGCAAAAUGAAGAAGAUCCUCCUUCAGGAGGCGCACAAUGGCCCCACAGCAGAAGCUCAGGAUGGAGACGAGGAGCUAGAGCCAGGUGGAGGGCGAACAGGAACUGUUAACAGUGUUGGCAGCAACCAGUCCAUCCCCAGUAUGUCCAUCAGUGCCAGCUCCCAGAGCAGCUCUGUCAACAGUCUGAAUGAAGCGGCCCAGGACAGCCGCAGUGAACUGGACUUAAUUGAAGGAGACCACACAGUCAUGUCCAACAGCUCUGUCAUUCACCUCAAACCGGAAGAGGAGGAGAGUUACUCUGGGGAGCAGGCAGCCAGCAGUCAACCCUCUGAGCCCCAAGCAACACCAGCUCAGGCCCCGAGGAAGCACUACCGCAACAGAGAGCACUUUGCCACCAUACGCACAGCAUCUCUGGUGACCCGAGAGAUGCAAGAACAUGAGCAGGACUCAGAGCUGCGGGAGCAGAUGUCGGGGUAUAAACGCAUGAGACGGCAGCAUCAGAAACACUUGAUGGCCCUUGAGAACAAACUGAAAGGAGAGAUGGAUGAGCACAGGCUGAGGCUGGACAAAGAGCUGGAGAGUCAGAGGAACAAUUUCACACAGGAGAUGGAGAAGCUGCUUAAAAAACAUCAGGCAGCACUGGAGAAAGAUCUGAAGACAUUUGCCAAUGAUGAGAAGAAGUUCCAGCAACACAUUCAGGUGCAGCAGAAGAAGGAGCUCAGCAGCUUCCUGGAGUCACAGAAACGGGAGUAUAAACUACGCAAGGAACAGCUCAAAGAGGAACUGAGUGAGAACCAGUCGACUCCCAAAAAGGAGAAGCAGGAGUGGCUGUCCAAGCAGAAAGAGAACAUCCAACAUUUCCAGGCGGAGGAGGAGGCCAACCUGCUGAGGAGACAGAGGCAGUAUCUGGAGUUAGAGUGUCGCAGGUUUAAACGCAGGAUCCUCAUUGCCAGACACAACGUUGAGCAGGAUCUGGCCAGAGAGGAGUUGAACAAACGGCAGACACAGAAAGACUUAGAGCACGCCAUGCUGCUCAGGCAUCACGAGUCUAUGCAGGAGCUGGAGUUCAGACACCUGGGGACCAUCCAGAAGGCCCGGGCGGAGCUGAUCCGGACUCAGCACCAGACUGAGCUCACCAAUCAGCUGGAAUACAACAAGAGGAGGGAGAGGGAGCUGAGGCGUAAGCAUGUCAUGGAGGUCCGACAGCAGCCCAAGAGCCUCAAGUCUAAGGAGCUUCAGAUUAAGAAGCAGUUCCAGGAGACAUGUAAGACACAGACCAGGCAGUACAAGGCCCUCAGGAACCAUCUACUGGAGACCACGCCCAAGUCUGACCACAAAGCUGUGCUCAAGAGGCUGAAGGAGGAGCAGACUAGGAAGCUGGCUAUACUGGCCGAGCAGUAUGACCAUUCCAUCAACGAAAUGCUUUCCACACAGGCUUUGCGGUUAGAUGAGGCGCAGGAGGGAGAGUGUCAGGUUCUGAGGAUGCAGCUGCAACAGGAGCUGGAGCUGCUCAAUGCCUACCAGAGCAAGAUCAAAAUGCAAACAGAUGCUCAACAUGACAAAGAAAGGAGGGAGCUGGAGCAGAGAGUCUCUCUGCGGAGGGCUCUGCUGGAGCAAAAAAUUGAAGAGGAAAUGCUUGCCCUGCAGAACGAACGCCUGGAGCGAAUCCGCUCACUGCUGGAGCGUCAGGCCAGAGAGAUCGAGGCCUUUGACUCCGAGUCCAUGCGGCUGGGAUUCAGCAAUAUGGUGCUCACCAACCUGGCCCCCGAUUCCCAGGGAGGCUGGGGGGGAGGGGGUGGGGGAGGCCAGGGGGCUCAGGGAGGAGGCCACUGGCCCGGAGGAGGUGGAGGAGGCAGCCACCAUAGUCAUCACCACCAGGGGGGCUCCAGCUCACAGCAGCCGUGGGGUCACCCUAUGCUGGCUGGCGGCCCGCCGCCCUGGAGCCUCCAUCAUCCUGGAGGAGGAGGUCAGAGGGGGAGCGGGGGAGGUGCAGCUGGGGUGAGGAACAGCCCACAGGCUAUGAGGAGGACGUCAUCAGGGGGGAGGAGUGAACAGGGCAUGAGCAGGAGCGCCAGCAUCACUUCCCAGAUCUCCAAUGGAUCCCACCUGUCCUACACCUAGACACAAACACACAGGCACUUACGCAACACAACAUUUGUCUUAAAAUGAAAUUCUUGUGCACAGAUGUAACACUACACACACACACACACACACCAUGCAUGCACCACACACGCUUUACAUACACUUAUUACCCACAGUAACUGCACAGUACUGACACUGGGAGACCUCAGCCCAGUUUUUCCCCAUUACCACUGCUCUCUUACAUCAGUGUACUCCAGCAGGAGUCUGUGGAAACCCAAAAGCUGUGAGGUGAUCCAGUGACAGCAAAGGCCAUGUAGAGUAAACCGCUGUACAAUAGUGUUAUUUUAAUGUUGGCCUACAGUGCUAUUUGUGUUUUUACUUGCCAUGUCAGUCUCAGUUGCCAUAGUCCCGGUAUAGUAUCUUCAUGUGUAGUAUGCAGUCCUUCUGUGAGGUCAAUCUGAUACCGUAAGAGCAUUUAGAGAUAAAGUUUGGAUGAAGACAGAAAGUUUUAAAGUGACAUUCAAGGCACAAAAUGACCCCUUACAACUCGAGUGUUAAGGUAAGCAUCUUAGUGAAGGUCACUUUUGAGGUGAUUAUUGCUGAAUACUAGGUCAAAGUAGGAGUUUCAGGAACACAUUGAAAAGGAGGUUUAAAAAGGGAAAUGGGAAGAGGAGGUAAAGGUUGUUGUAAGUACUAGUAGUUAUCUCUGGUUUUAUUUUGGUUGUGGAGAGUAUCAGAAAUGUGUUUAAGUAUGUCAUCUUGUAUUUCUACAAGUCCACCAGUGAGUUGAACUGACAUUGUUAGGGAAAUCAUAAAGCUGACGGACGAGCUUUCCUGGUUCAGUGUCAUACUGUUAGAAAUAACUUUGCCGAAGCUAAGUGGGUUUGUUGGCGAGGCCGCAAAGAUGCCAAAAGUAUGUGUGUGGAGUCAUUAUAAGCAUCCAUGCCAAUAUACUGUUACAUUUCAAAGGGACUGUGCCAGAAAUGUCGGUGAAAGUUAAAUAAUAUAAUAUUGCCAAGUAGAUGCAUGUGUUGUCAGACGGAAGGAGAAAAGCAGUACCUUGUUGUUCACGCUCAGCCUUAUUAGCUCAGCUCUUGGGUUUCCACCGGCCUCCGCACCCGUUCACACCUGCUCAGUAGACGGCCCUGAUGACAAGGAUGGGUUUUCAGCAGCACAUACUGGUUUCCAAACCCGUGCUCCAGUUUCACAUUUACAGUAAUUUCCUGGUGUAAUUUGGCACAGUUUUAAUUGAGGAAAGCAAUGCACUAUGCAGUAGAAAACGUUCUAUGAUUUAAAGAGAAAAAAAAAGAAAAAAACUUCAAAGACAUUCACGGUUUGCUUGACCGGAGGUUGUCUUCAGAAUGACUUGCACUUUGCCACAGGCUUUCACCUUCACACAUUGUUAAUAUUUAUGCACAGAUGCAUACAUUCAGUAGGCUUAAUUUGUAUUCCCCAGUUAAACAGAACGUGUCCCUUUGCACACUAAUGAAUGCAUGCAGUGGGGUAAAUUUUGUCGUAAUAGUGGGAGAUAAAUACAACUUAAAAAAUGUGCUUGCUGAGUCAUUUCUAAAUGAGCAGCGCACUCAGCAACAGGCAAAUCUAAGAUCGAAAUCUUGUAUUAUUUUGAUAUUCUCAGCAGGCUUUUUCCAUCAGCGUUACCUGUAAAUUUCCUUGUGAGGUAGAGAUGGGCAGAUGAGCGGUCAGGGGGUGGCGCUCUGCUGGUGGGUGACUGCUGGGUGUCUCAGUGGGUAGAUGGGUGGUGAUGCUGUGAUCUCCGCUGCCAUGCCCCUGCAACCUUCCCCAGUCUGACACCCCGCUCUGUCUCACCCCGGAUGACCCCCAAGUCAUGUCCCAGACUCCGGUCCCCCAGCCUCCCUCCACCUCCGCUCCCUCGCCUCCUGAGCCUGGUUGUGGUCUCAGCCCCCUCCCUGAUCUAUUCAAGAAGAGCUCUUCAAGUGAAAGAAAAUUUAAAAAAAUAUAGAUAUAUAUACAGAUGUAUGAUUAUAUAAAACUAUGAAAGGUUUAUAGAGUAAUAGAGAUAAAGGUGGAAGUCUUAGGGUGAAAUGCAGAGAUUAUGCAUUGUAUGAUAUUUAGAGGUGGAAUGUACAGAGAAUCUGUUAAUAUUGUAUAUUUUAAACUUGAAAAUAUGAAAAUCUAAUUGACAAGUCAAAGACAAAUUAACUACUUGUAACGCGGGCACAGUGACGUGGUUUCAGACCAGUGGUAUUCGAACCAACAUCACAUUUCCUGACGCUGGGAUCACUGUCUUACUUGCGACUGUGAGUUCUGAAACUUGUUACAGAUAUUCUGUUGUACAACAAUAACAACACAACUCUAGAUCAGAUUGCCUUGAAUAAAUGGCAACGUUUUGUUUAAUGCUGAAUGAGGAUGAUUUUGCACAUAAUUUGAAGUCUAGAUAGAUUUUAGCCUUUGAUUUAGCAUUGGCUAUGUUUUACUGACAUGAUGAUGAGCAUUGGAAGAGAUCCAGUCUGUUUAGGUUUUAAUGGGUUUUUAGAGGACACUCAAGCCAAAGGUUAAGGUGGUAACAACAAAAUAAAAAAAAAUCCCAUAAACAGGAAUUCUAACCUUUUCGGCUACAGUUUUAGUAUAUUUAAUUGGAUAUCAUUGAGUGAAGGAUCGCUCAGUUACAACCUGUGAAAGAUGCAACCUCUUGUUUUUCCACAAAGUAUUUUCACACUGCAGUUCUUUUUUUUUUGUCUUCAUCACUACUUCACUCGAAUUCACUUUUCAUCCUGUUGUUGAAUCCGUUUAAACACAGACUCCUCACAGAAUGCGGUGAUCCCACUUUUCAGACAUUAUGCUGUUUUACUCGGCCCACCUUGUGAAUAUUUUUUUGAGUCUCUGCUGUUUUUGCUGUUUUUUUCCCAGAGAGGUUUGUGUCACUUCCCAAAUGAUGUCUGCAGAGAGCCAAACGAGUGGUGUUUCUGUUUGGUUUUUAUGGACCUUCUCUUGUGUUUACGUGAAUUCCCAAUUUUAUUUCAUUUUAUUUUAUUUUAUUUUAUUUUAUAGGCAGUCGGCAGAGUCUAGCUUUAGACCUUGGUCACUCUGAACUGGAUCAGUUGCACUGAUUGCACAAGUGAUUGACCAGAAAGAGUCUACUGUGAUCCCCCUCGAUGUGCUGAGGGACAGCUGCCAUUGGCUGGUGGUCGGUGGGAGGCAGGGUUACGUCUCUGUACAGUCUGUUUAUCAGUAUUCCUUUUCUCUCUCCUGUCACUUGGUGGAUCUUGCUGUUUUAUUCACCCUGGUCCAGAGACCUGUAUUAAACUGUAUUAAAUUGUAUAGAUUGUGCAAAAAGCUGAAUGUCGCAUAGCAGAAGAGAAAAGCUAUUCGUUACAGAUGACAAAGUGAUUUAAAAUGUAUAAAAGAAAUACAGAAACAAAGUUUAGGGGAUAAAUGUAAUAUUUUGUUUGUAAUUACUAUUUUUUGUUGGAAGAGGGCUACUGGAUAAAGAAUCAUCUGUAAUAAAGUAAUUUUAAUAUUU
Messenger RNA from Sphaeramia orbicularis (orbiculate cardinalfish), 7374 nucleotides. Its product is annotated as serine/threonine-protein kinase TAO1-like. The transcript is spliced from 22 exons. Gene Ontology annotation, molecular function: protein serine/threonine kinase activity; ATP binding. The record is from RefSeq and is a predicted model, not a curated record. Gene Ontology annotation, biological process: regulation of cytoskeleton organization; protein phosphorylation. The coding region runs from base 864 to 3911 and encodes 1015 amino acids. NCBI's taxonomy places the organism in Eukaryota, Metazoa, Chordata, Actinopteri, Kurtiformes, Apogonidae. Gene Ontology annotation, cellular component: cytoplasm.